AGUCACCAGUCUGUGGUUGAGGAAGGGUUUUGCUUUUUGUGCUCUGUACUGGGAAGGCAGAUAAAAUGCCAGGUCUGGACUGCCUCUGGGGAUAACCUCACCCUGUGGGAUGUGAAUGAAUAGCAUCUUGCCUGGUAAAUCCACAGAAAUUGAUAAGGCAGGCGCAGUUUUCCCAAACAGGCCUUUUCUCUUUAAGCUCUAGCUGUGGUUUCUGCAGCAAUUUUGUUUUUGCCUUGAAAAGAGGUGCUCUGGAUUUUCAGACCUCCAUGUAUGACAAUUUGUACCUGCAUGGAAUUGAAGACUCGGAGGCUGAAGAAUAAUGUGAUGUGUUACCCAAGAUGGUGUGAACAGAGCUUCAAGCCAAUGGAGAAGACUAGGCCUAAAUAGCUGACCUGGUGAAGUGACACAUAAAGCCACACCUGGAGUGCCACCUCCUCAGCAGUCUUUCUCAGUGCCAAUGCAUUUAUGGCUGGUUCAGCGGAUUCGUACACAAGCAGGCCGUCUGACUCCGAUGUCUCUUUGGAAGAGGACCGGGAAGCAAUUCGACAGGAGAGAGAACAGCAAGCAGCUAUCCAGCUUGAGAGAGCAAAGUCCAAACCUGUAGCAUUUGCCGUGAAGACGAAUGUGAGCUACUGCGGCGCCCUGGAUGAGGAUGUGCCUGUUCCGAGCACAGCCAUCUCCUUUGAUGCUAAGGACUUUCUACACAUUAAAGAGAAAUAUAACAAUGAUUGGUGGAUAGGAAGGCUGGUGAAAGAGGGCUGUGAGAUUGGCUUCAUUCCAAGUCCACUCAGAUUGGAGAAUAUACGGAUUCAGCAAGAACAAAAAAGAGGACGUUUUCACGGAGGGAAAUCAAGUGGAAAUUCUUCUUCAAGUCUUGGAGAAAUGGUAUCAGGGACAUUUCGAGCAACUCCCACAUCAACAGCAAAACAGAAGCAAAAAGUGACGGAGCACAUUCCUCCUUACGAUGUUGUGCCAUCAAUGCGUCCGGUGGUGUUAGUGGGGCCAUCACUGAAAGGUUAUGAGGUAACAGACAUGAUGCAGAAAGCCCUCUUUGAUUUCCUGAAGCACAGGUUUGAUGGGAGGAUAUCAAUAACAAGAGUGACAGCUGACAUUUCUCUUGCUAAGAGGUCUGUCCUAAAUAAUCCCAGCAAGAGAGCAAUAAUUGAACGUUCGAACACCCGGUCCAGCUUAGCGGAAGUACAAAGUGAAAUUGAAAGAAUCUUUGAGUUGGCAAGAUCUUUGCAACUGGUUGUUCUUGAUGCAGACACCAUCAAUCACCCAGCACAACUUAUAAAGACUUCCUUAGCACCGAUUAUUGUUCAUGUAAAAGUCUCAUCUCCAAAGGUUUUACAGCGGUUGAUUAAAUCUAGAGGAAAGUCACAAAGUAAACACUUGAAUGUUCAACUGGUGGCAGCCGAUAAACUUGCACAAUGCCCCCCAGAAAUGUUUGAUGUUAUAUUGGAUGAAAAUCAGCUUGAGGAUGCGUGCGAACAUCUAGGGGAGUACCUGGAGGCAUACUGGCGUGCCACCCACACAACCGGGAGCACACCCAUGACCCCACUGCUGGGAAGGAAUUUGGGCUCCACGGCACUCUCACCAUAUCCCACCGCAAUUUCUGGGUUACAGAGUCAGCGAAUGAGGCACAGCAACCACUCCACAGAGAACUCUCCAAUUGAAAGACGAAGUCUAAUGACCUCUGAUGAAAAUUAUCACAAUGAAAGGGCUCGGAAGAGUAGGAACCGCUUGUCUUCCAGUUCCCAGCAUAGCCGAGAUCAUUACCCUCUUGUGGAAGAAGAUUACCCUGACUCAUACCCGGACACUUACAAACCCCAUAGGAACCGAGGAUCACCCGGGGGAUAUAGCCAUGACUCCCGACAUAGGCUUUGAGUCCGAUGAAACAAAAAAUAUUCACCUGUUGACAAUUUGCCAUAGCAGUUCUAGGAUAAACCAGUCAUCUUAACUUGGCUAACACGGCACAGUAUUUACUGUGCUAAUGGGCUGCUGUCAUUUGAUGCUAAGUAAGGGGCAAAAAAAAAAAAAAAAAAAAAAAAAAUUACAUUAUGCCCUUGAGUCUAGAUGGAUAUUAGAUGCCCGAUCAUAUAGAUAUUUUUAAGUGCAACAUUUACAUGAUAACAGUACAUUUUGUUUUCUUCAUAGAUUUAGACACAUCAAUUUGUAAUUUAGGGUACUUAGAAGGCACAUAUAAAAUAAUUUCCCAUGCUGGAAAUUCCAAAUGACCAGUUCCAGUUGGAACCAAUUUAUAAACCAAUUCCUGUUGGAAUUUGGGUAAAUUGACUAGGAAGUCUGCUUGAGCAUGUUGCAAUGAUUGAAAAAUCUUGGGGAAAAAAAAAACCCUAAUGAUAAGAAAAUCAAAAUACCAAUAGAAACCAAAUCCAGCUUUGGUAUUUAUUUGCUGGGAGCUAAAUUUACACUUAAAGUUGGAAUGUAUAAACAUUUUAAUAUAUGUUAAUGUUGCCAGAAUGACUUUUCAGACUUACCAAAUGUAUUGAUAGUGCCAAAAAAUCUCAGAAAUCUUAAUGCAGAAAUUAUAUUGUCUCCUCAGAUUUUAAUAUUUUUAUUUCUUUCCUGGCACAGCUGUUGUAUUCAAAGUGUUUUGCUUUUUGUUUAGUCAGUACUGUUAGCUUGUUUGAAGUUGGCAAAAACAAACAAGGAAAAAAACCUCAAAAUUUUUUCAGCAGUGAGAGGGAACAGUAAAGAGAAGCCCAAACAUAGCUGGUUAUAUGAAAUAUAAAAUGGGGUGGUGUUCUCCCUUUAAUUAAUCUGAUCACAACUGCAUACAUCCAGGAAUCUGAAGUCAGAUGGUAAGGAUGUGGUACCAAUCCUCCCGAGUGCAAUGCUAAACACUUGCAAAUGGGAAUUCAUCUAUUCCACUUAACACAAAUGCAGGGUCAGUAUUUCCUGCCAACACGAUUGAGUAUCUUCCCAUUGCUUCUCUCAGUCUCUGUCUUUGGAUAUCUGAAUGUUCUGGCCCUUCAACAAAUUCUUUAAAUCAUGCUAAAGAUUUUUGUUUUACGUGGACACAUUCAAUUUUGAUGUUCAAGAGGUGUUUUUUUUUUUUUUUUUUUUUUUACAAAGUGACUAAUUGAAAAAAGUUAAAACAAAUGAUGAUUUUAAAAGCUUGCAGCAAAAAACAAACUCAUAGAUUCAGAAAAUAUUUGUUGACUAAAAUUAUAGCAUUUUUAAUGCAGAAAAUUAUGAAGAAUUUGGAGGUUGAGCCACCUUAUUUCUAAUGAACACUCCUCUUCAUCUUAUUAAGUCUUCACAGUUUUCCUGUGGCUAUGAUUAUGGAAUUGGUGACCUAUGUUUUACAUAGUAAGGAAGCCUUAGAUUCUCUAUGAUCCAAGAAAUUAUUGAAAUUGACCCUUUUUACACAAAUGUCUUUGAAAAAAAUAACUCUUGUUUCUAAAGGUCCACAAUGCAUGCAUUUUCUAAAACCCCAAUAAAUCCAGGCAUAAAAGUCCUUUUCUGCUAGUACAUGUCAUGAAGCCUAUUUUUGAAAAUAAUGAUAAUUAAUUUUAUAUUCUGUUUUCCCCAAGCUUGUCAAUAUUUAGGCACUCAAAGCAUGCACCAGUUCAGUAAUCUUCUUGACCAUGGAAAUAAGUUCCAUAUUAUUGAUUAGUUAUACAUAUCUUGAACCCCAUUACAACCUCACCACAUGCCCUCUGCCUUUCUGUUCACUGUAUGUACCCCAUUAUGAACCUGUUUAGCUGAUAAUGAGGAUACCUAUAAUUCUGUAAGUCAUUUCAAAUAUUUGAUACAAUUAAAAAAUAUGGGCUUAGUAAAUUUUAAAAGUUAAUAUGUGAUACUGGCUUGUGAGAUUCUUCUGUCAUCUAGUGAGGCUUAUAAAACUUUCAGUUAAGACAUUUUAAAAGAGUUAUAUCCAUUAGGCACUUUAAUAAACAUAUAACCUGCCAUUACUGAAUACUUUGUUAGAACACAGAAGAGCAUCUUCCAGCAAACAAAAAUAUAUUUAUUACAUGUACAGCACAUACUUGCAUGAGAAAGAAAACAUUAGCCAAAACAUUUUUCUAUAUGCUUUGCUGGUUUCUUGUUUGUGCGCAUUAAAGUAUUUAAUUGCAAAGAGUGCACCAAGGUGUAUAAAUUUAGACUAGACAGCUGUUCAGCUUUUUCUGUAGUAGCAUUAGCAAUUUGGUCAUUUAACUACUUUAAGAUAUUUACAUUUUAUGGCAGGUAGCUGUAACAGCAUUUACAUAUAUUUCCUAGUCAUCAAGAUUACCAUCUUCUUUCAACUUUUUUAAAGUCACUUGUUUUUAAAGGCCUCUCAAAGCCUUGUUUCUAGUCUUCCAUGUCAUGCUGAUAAAAGAGAGGCUCAUUCAAUAUCUGUGCACAAAACCAAUUUAUUAUUUACCAUCAGAUGUCCAUACCUGUUUUGCUUUGCAUUCUUAUUCAAAAGCAAAUAAUCUUGGAAAAGGUAUAAUGUAUAUUUUAUUGAUGGAUACAUUUAAAUGUUUACUUUAAUUUGGCAUAUUCUUUCCCCUUCCUUCUGCAAUAAGUUUAUCUUCCUCAAAUAAGGGAUAUACAUCUUAUUUUUUUUAAAGAUUUAAGAGUUUAUUGUGUAAAUGAUACUUAAAAUCUAGAUAUAUACUAAAUGAAAAGUUUUAUUUUUGCCAAGCACAUCAAGCACCUUUGAAAAAUACAUAUUCCAUAAAUACUUUGUUUUUAAUUAAUUUUAUUUAAAGAUAACAAAAAAUAUAAGCAGGAAAAGCAAGUCUUUUACUGUUUUGAAGCUGUUUUCCAGCAUAUGCCACAUACUAGAAUUCUGUAAUUUCAGUUACAGACAUAUAACAAUGUGGAGUCAUGUAACAGUGUAGAAAUGUAGUACUGGAAAAAAGGGAAUGCAAUUUGUCAAUCCUGAUGUUAACUCUCAAGGGUAUAAUGUGACUCUAAUAUUAUAACCAACAACAUUAUCUUAUUUAAUAUUUAAAGCAGCACUUAGAAUUGUUUAUAAAUGAUGAUUCUCUCUUAUCUUUAUACAGUUCUAUUGGAGAGAAGGUUGAAAUUGUUAACAAUUUAGACUGAUGAUCUUUCCUAAUAAGAAUCUUAAUUUUGUGACUAUAUAAGUCAUUGCAGUUAAUCUUUAAUGAAAUGAAUUUUACUAACGUGAAACAAAUCCUGAGACAACUAUUUGUUCCCUUUAAAUAAUUUGCUAUUUAAUUAUUAUUGUUGUUGUUUGCAAAAUGUAUUUUUGGAAUGUUAACCUCUUUUCAUACCUGCAUACUUGAACUUGUCUUUUGUGUGGGGGCCUUAAAAUUCAUAAUAGGAAGUGGAAGCAGUGAAAGGAAGUAAGGAAAGGAAAUUAUGCCAAAAGAUGGUUUGCAAAUUUAAACUCUUUAAAUGAACAUAUCACAAAAUGUUGUUUAGACCCAGGAUGUCCAUUAAGAAUGUUUCUUGGCAACCUUAAUUUGCAUGUUAGUAUAUAUUUUCUUAAACAGUUUUAUUUUGGUAUUUGCUUAAAAAAUGUAAUACCACUAUAGAAAUUACCCUAUGUAUGGAUAUAUUUACUACCUCUUCUCUAGAGAAGACAAUCUGUCUUUAAAGAGAAAAACACUUGUCAAUAAGUAGUGAUCAAAUUUAUUACUAUUCUGGCUAACCUUGCUGCAAAGCUAAAUGCAUAGAGUGUUAAAAUACGCCUUCCCUUUAGAUUUUAAACUGUUUCCAAAAUGCUCUUGGCACCCUUUUCGUUUCUUCCAUGUUAGCACGGUUUUCUUGAACUGGUUUACAGUUUAUCAUGAGGCAAGGUUAAUUUUACAGAUAAGUCAUCACAGGGAACACAAACCGCAAGGGGAUUGCCUUUGUGUGCAACUUGUUAUAAUAUCUAGCUGUAAGUCUAAAAGACAGUAGAGGUCCAGAGACUAUGUUUAAGGGCAGCUGGUUUGCAAAUUCACAUUUUAUUGGUCCUUGACUUAUACAGAGACCCAGAGCAUGACUUAGCCAUUUACUGGGUAAGGAUAUGCAUUAUCUUGGACUCCCAUGUAAUUGGAAUAAACUUCAUAUCAAUGUUUCAAAUAAAUGCUAUGUACCCCUUAUUCCUUUUAUAUUUCUGCCUUUGUCUUUUAUGACAAUGUUGCAUGUUGUUUUUUUUUAAUUAUAUAAAACCCAUUCUUGAAUGACUAUAUGAAUGAAAACUUUAUAGGAAAUUAUGUAAUAAAAUCUGUUUUAUUCAUUUCUCAUACCUUUAAAUACUGUCAAUACUGUAACUGUUCCUACAUUACUUACUCAAGCUGUGUCUAUGGGGCAGAGAACAGUCCUCUUCUUUAAAAUGAUAAUCAUGAUCAAACCAGUCAAGUCAAUUAGCUGUUAGACAAUAAGGAUGACCUUCUUUUUGACUUAAGCAGUCAAGUUAGUCAAAAUAGUAAAAUUGGCUUACAUAGAUACCCAGAACAAUGGCAUUCAAAAAUUACUUUUAAAAGGUUUUUUCUUUUAUUAAAAUGGCCUUUCUUAAAUGAAAUACAUCCUUUGAUAGCAACUAUCUCUUUUUACUUGUAGAUCAUUAAUUCUAAAUGCUUCAUGUAAUUGAGGGAUAUUAUGAGAAGACUAGAAAGUAUCUCAUCAGAUAAUCCUAAGGGUUGUAACUUCUACUUGCCAUAAACAAAGUAUAAUUAAGAGUGAGUAGCAACUGGUUUGGGGGAGUCAUAGUUAUAGUUUGUUUCUCAUGAUACACCAUUUGCAGAAGGAUGGUAGAAAAUGUUACUGAUGAAUUUAGAGUGGUUUGGGAGAAUAUACUGAUACUUCCUCAUUUGAAAAUUAGGAAGAGUGAAAAGGGGAACUAAGAACCAGUAGGGGCUGGCCUCUAGCUUUUCAAUACUUCGUAAGUGUUCUUGGUUAUGUUUUGAACACUUAAAUUUCUCAACAAAUGGCAAUGUCUAUAUUUAUGUAGGGGCCACUCUUACCCUAUUUGCAUGCCACUUUCACACACUUUUAACUGAAAUCAGUGUGAAUUCUGUAUGCAUAAGGGAUGUAUUAAAGAUGCGGGAUCGUUAACGCUAUCUUGUUGCAUACUAUUUUUCAUAUGCCUUACAAUAUUUUCUGGGACGUUAUUAAAAUGAAAGCAUUUUAUUGCCAAAACAAAUCUAUGUUGUUACUUAUAAUCUGCAUUAGCAGUAGAAAAAUAAUGUAGCAAAAACAUAUAUUGUACAGUACAAAAUUAUAAAGUAUAUAUUUUGCCAAUAUGAAAAUAGAUUGAGGAGAAAGAAGCACAUUUGUUAUAGCACAAACUUAUAACAAAAUCCACUGUUAAAUCUGGCGGUCAUAUUUUUUAAAAGUAUGUCCAUUUAGUUCUAAGUUUUAUCAGAUUUACUUCAUCUACCAUCUUUUAAACUUGCUGCUUGAUACUUUUCUGGGAAUUUAUUUCAUAGCCUUGCAAUCUGUGGAUGUAAUUUCUUUUGUUUUAUUCCCUUCCACAAAACUUAUUAAAUUUUAUUUUGUGAUAACAUUCA
Saimiri boliviensis boliviensis (Bolivian squirrel monkey) is the source of this 7478-nucleotide messenger RNA. RefSeq names its product calcium voltage-gated channel auxiliary subunit beta 4 (gene CACNB4). Gene Ontology annotation, biological process: calcium ion transmembrane transport. Gene Ontology annotation, molecular function: voltage-gated calcium channel activity; protein binding. NCBI's taxonomy places the organism in Eukaryota, Metazoa, Chordata, Mammalia, Primates, Cebidae. The record is from RefSeq and is a predicted model, not a curated record. Gene Ontology annotation, cellular component: voltage-gated calcium channel complex.